Molecule: messenger RNA, 1265 nt
Organism: Haliotis rufescens (red abalone)
Lineage: Eukaryota; Metazoa; Mollusca; Gastropoda; Lepetellida; Haliotidae
Exons: 2
Coding region: 348-1265 (305 amino acids)
Source: RefSeq, a predicted model, not a curated record
UCUGCCCUACCCCAAGGACGCUCUGUUCAUACAGGAUGGCAUGGCACUGCUCCAUACCAUUACCAACCUUCCCCCAACCUGUGGUGAGAUAUGCCUACAAAUCCUCGAUCAGAUGGUAGCCAAAAAGCACUUUUUGUUCUCGACUGACAGUUAUCAUCCCGGAUCUAUCAAAGCCCAAGAGAGGCUGAGGCGCGGCAGCUCAGAAAAGAUCAUUCUAGCUGGACCAGCGACCAGAAAGCCAUACGACUUCAAGAGCUUCUUUGCAAACGACGACAACAAGAAGCAACUAUGUCAGCUCUUGUUGCGCGAUUGAUAAACAGGCCGCUUCUAGACUGGAGAGAACAAAGAUGGCAGUCCUCAUUGUGGAAGGUAGAGCCCAUCAACUUGUUAUAACGGAUGGCGAGGUGGAGGUGCAGGACCUCCCCUCAAUCUACAGCAACCAGGAAGAGACCGAUACAAGGGUGGUAUUGUACCUUCAUCAUGCCGCUGCACUAGGAUACAAAGACGCUGUGGUCAGAACCCCAGAUACAGACAUCUUUGUGAUUCUACUGCAUCAUGCCCAUUCAAUCAAGUUGACUGUGUACCUGGAAACAGGAUCGGGGAAGCACAGACAGCUUGUCAACGUAUCUGACCUUGCUGAGUCUCUAGGAGAAGACUACUGUGCAACUCUCCUUGCCUACUAUGUCUUCAGUGGAGAGGAUUGCACAAGUUCCUUUAAAGGCAAGGGAAAGGUUGGGCCACUGAAAAAGCUGGAAAAGAAUCCUAGGUUCCACAAGGCCUUCAGGCAACUGGGUGACGACUGGAACGUCAAGCCUCAGGUGAUGAAGCAGCUAGAGCAGUUCACAUGUCUGAUGUACGGACAGUGUCGUGAGUCUUCUGUGAACGCCGUCCGUGUCAAGCUGCUCUGCAAAAUGGUGGGAGAGGACAAGAAACUCACUUCCAAGUCUAAGGUCGACCUAGCUCGCCUUCCCCCAUGCCAAUCUGCUUUGGAGCCACACAUUCAGCGUGUGAACCAUCGGGUUGCUUUGUACAAGCGAGCUGACCAACCUUUUGUGGAGAAACCCAAGCCUUACGAGGAGCAGCAGGGGUGGAUGAGAACUGACCAAGGAGUCCUGGAACCAAUGUGGUCAAAUGGUCCUGUCCUACCAACCUCGCUGGUUGAUCUCCUGGAUGCUGGUGAUCGGGAAGGAGAUGAACAUGUUGUUGAUGAAGAUGACGAUGAAAAUGAUGAGUUUGACAGUUUAGAUGAAAGUGAUGAUGAGUGA